Sporothrix schenckii 1099-18 is the source of this 240-nucleotide messenger RNA. RefSeq lists its product as uncharacterized. The transcript has a single exon. Bases 1 to 240 code for a protein of 79 amino acids. The record is from RefSeq and is a predicted model, not a curated record. NCBI's taxonomy places the organism in Eukaryota, Fungi, Ascomycota, Sordariomycetes, Ophiostomatales, Ophiostomataceae.
AUGCAGGAGAGCGCAAUUGAUGCUAAGAGCGACGUCGGUCGAGCAUGGAAGGAUCGACGUUCAAGGAUCGAGGAGGCGUCGACAAGAUGGCUGCAGUGCUGCGAAAGUACGACAAUGGAGGAGAAUGUGGUUGUCAAGGCAGAGAAAUGCGUGGAAGCAAAAGUGAAGCCGAAACAAAGGCUAGAGAUGGCAACAGAGGUCGAGGUUAGGGAGAUCGGCAAGAGAGGAGGGUCUGAGUGA